Molecule: messenger RNA, 339 nt
Organism: Dentiscutata erythropus
Lineage: Eukaryota; Fungi; Glomeromycota; Glomeromycetes; Diversisporales; Gigasporaceae
Source: the annotation of a GenBank genome assembly
AUGAGAAUAACAACUUCGGAAGAUCCUCGUCAACCCGCACGUCAGCACAUGCUGAGUUUUAUUUCGGAAGAAAAUUUAAGAUUUAUACCAGACUUUUCGAAUUUAUCCGCUGAAAGGAUACCUCAUCAAAACACAAACUCUCAACGAAAUAAUAGCUUAACAAAAAUUCGUCAAAAUUUGUCAGCCUAUUUUUUAAAUUUUCGGCAAAAAAUAUCAAGGACGCUGCAAGGUGAAAAUGGCCUUUGUCCAGAUUGUAAUCAAAUAAAUACGUAUGAAGAUUGGUGUCAAACUUACAAUGCUAAAAGAUUUCAACAAAACUUUUCAAGUUGGACAAGUUGA